Molecule: messenger RNA, 1062 nt
Organism: Rotaria sordida
Lineage: Eukaryota; Metazoa; Rotifera; Eurotatoria; Philodinida; Philodinidae
Source: the annotation of a GenBank genome assembly
AUGUGUGAAUUAUUUUCAUCGACUUAUAAAUUAAAUCGAUCGUCGGUAUCGUUAUGUGAUCGAUUGAAACAACGAUAUGGAAAUUGUCAACAAAAUUUACAAGCAUUAUUUCAUGAUGAAAUUCCAAAGAAAAAUACUCGAGAUAUUGAAUUUAUUCGAUAUAUUGUUAAUUAUAUUAUUGAACAAGCUAAACAUAAUAUUGUUAUAUCGGAAUUACCUGAUGUUAUUCGAACCUUACACAAUGAAGUAAAGGAUAUUAUUCAAAAAAAUAAAAUGAUAACAUUAGAAGAAGCGAUUGCUCAUGUACAACAAGUUGGUGCAAUGAAAUAUCCAUAUUUAAAAAAAUUAAAACCAAUAUCUACUGAAGAUUUUGUCAAUGAAGUUAUGCGUGAAGUAUUUAAUCGUCUAGGAACUAUUAUCACUUUAGAUAUGAUUGAAAAUAUUUGUCGAUUUACUACUUGUUCUACUAAACAGUUACUUCAUGCAAUGCCUACGAUUGAUGUUCAUGAAGCAGCUACAUUAAUUAUGGAAGAUAUCUCACGUAAUCAAUAUAAAAUCAAGAAAAAUCAAAAGCAAAUAAAUGUUGUCGACAAUACAGUUCUAUUGAAUCAUACGAUAAAAGACAAGACAAUAUCACUCUCACCUAAACAUGCAUAUGAGAAGUCGAAAAGCGCGUCAUCAUCUCUUAGUAAAGAACAUAUGAAGCCUGAAUGGAAAUCAUCAAAAUUAAUACAAAAUUCAAAUCAAUCCCAUAGUAAAACAAAAUUAACAGAGCAUCGAAAUUUAUCAUUAACAAAGAAAAAAAUGCGACAAAAUAAAUCAAUGAAAAAACCAAAGUCAACAAAUGUUUCAUCAUCGAGUCUUGUAUCAUUUGAUACUUAUUCAACAGAAAUAUGUCCGCUAGCUGAAAUUGAACAAAAAUUUAACCCAAUACUUGAAUCACAAAGAUUAAUCAAAAAACCAGAGCAGAAUAAAAGAAAAUCAAUUAUGACAAGUAUAGUACAAGAGCAAGUAAAGAAUCAAAAUCAAGAAAUUAUUGAUUCAUUAACAGUAGGCAUAUAA